Paramuricea clavata is the source of this 3350-nucleotide messenger RNA. NCBI's taxonomy places the organism in Eukaryota, Metazoa, Cnidaria, Anthozoa, Malacalcyonacea, Plexauridae. The record is from the annotation of a GenBank genome assembly.
AUGAACAGAAGGCAAGAGAGUCUCGUUUCGCUGUCAUGCUCUGAUAAGUAAGUUGUGAAAUAUGAGUCUAAGCUAAAUUCAACUCAAUUUUGACCAUUUCGGAGAAACAAGGCGAGCGUUUGUGAUCAACGGAAAACUACGGAAAUCGCACUAUAGUAACACAAGGUAUACGAGCAAUUUAGAUUUAAAUUAAAUUUUAAGCGUUAAGUUAAUACAUUUCAUUACGUGUUUAAAUAAUAUUUUAUUUGAAAGUCUCAUUUUGUAAUGAUCAAUAAUGGCCAAUAUUGUCUUCCAGAGUCGGGAACACGGAUACCCUGAUACGGAUUGAAGGUUAUAAAGAAACUGUGCGCAAAACUAUACCAUAAUACCUUCCUGAAGUGAUUAUAUUAUAGCUGCUAUAUACACGAGACAGUACAGUACUGUGCUGUGCUAAUGAAGGUGGAAACUUCCUUUUUCACUUUUUUUCCCCACUUUUUCGCUAAUCCUCUAUAUAUUUGAAGGUGGUCUGAGACAGACAGUGACAGUAAGGAAGCAAUAGUAAUGCGUUGGGUGUCGAGUGGAAACCAAAUGUUAACACGGUAAGUGCAGUGCAUGCAUUUAUGUUGUCCUGUUCAUAUCGUUGUCUUGAUUGAUAGUGGCUGUGCUUCCUUUGCUAUCACUUGCGUAAGUUUCUCAUAGACUCUCAUCCCUUAGAUCUUCGUGAUAUUUUUCAAUUGCCAAAGUCGAAUUUAUUGACUUCUGACUUUACACUUCUGACAUAAACAUCACAAAAUGGUCAAUAUUUAUAUUUAGACCACGCAGACUCACGUACUAAACUGCUAACCAAUGGCAAUGAUGCUUCAACAGUAUCACAUUCCAAAAUGAAUGAAACAUUUUCCCCUUUUUUCGAAGGUCCAACUGUCCAUAUUCUACUUUCCAGAAUAGAAAUAUUGCGGAAUCCUAAACUGGAUCCUAACUUGGAUCUUAACUCGUAUCUCAACUCGAUAAUUAGGCAUCCUCUAUUUUUUAGUUGGUAUAAGCACUAUAAAUUAUUGUUAAGGCAAUUAAGACAGAAGUACUUCCCAAAAAGAUUGUUAUUUAUGAUUGAUCAUCUUGUUCACUGUAGUGCACUAUCGCGCAAAGACACGCAAGAAGGAAAUAAAAUGAGAUCAUCAUAUGCAGAACUGAAACCAACUCCAUGUAAUCCUAGGAUAGCCAAGUUGAAGGUAAGAUUGAUAAGAAUAUACCUGCAUGUAACUAUUAAUUCCCAUAUUAACAUAAUAACACGAGAAUAAGACUUUUGCCUUAAUAGCUAGUCUCGAGAAAUUCGAAUAGUGAUCAAAUUCAAUUUUACCUGUGAUUUUCAUGUGCAUUCUCAUCAAUUAUCAUUAUACAUAGGUGCAUUCUUGUGCACUUUUUUGUUAUUUUUACUUGGACUAAAAUGUUGAUGGGAAUUAUCAUGCAGUAAUUCACUAAUUGUAACGGGCUUUUUGAACCACUCAGUUGCUGUGAGUGUUGCUUCCUUGUGUCGCUUCCUCCUUGCAUAGAAACAACUUUGAUUAACGAAAUUACUUGCAAUGAUGAUUGUACUCACAACAAAGAAACUACUCUUCACACAACUAUUGCUCUCAUUUACUCCACUGGUUUCGAAAAUAAUUUCCAUUCGAUAAGCUAGAUAAUUUUUUCGGUUUCCAACCCUGACCUCCCUACCAGAAAUUUGUCCUGUCUCACUGUGAAGAGGUUUAAGUGUAUUAUUGUUAUUUAAGACUUGCUCUUGAAAUUUUCAAUCCUGACCAAAACUUAGAAGAAAACCAUGUGAAAUAUUUGCGUUUACCAGUUAAGGAAGUUGAUUUCACUUAACCCUAUGCCAUACAGGUUCAUGUAUAUUGCAUACUGAAACAUUAAAUCGUGUAUAUUCCAUACAGGAGAGACUGGAAGAAAAACAAAAACUGCUAUAUCAACUGGAAAAACAAGAAAAAGAUUUUCUUGGCAUCGAUAACCAAAACAAAGGUACCGACUCAUAACUUCAUACCAGUAACCCGGCGAUUCGAGAUCGAUCUAAACUAGACCACCUUGAUUGGAGUUCUCAGAUCGGUUCAGGGGUUACAACCGAGCUAUAGCAUUUCCCCCCGCUUAUUGACGGUAGUUAUAUUUCAGUUGAUUCAUUCAAGUUUUUGUGCAAGUGUGAUCACUCGGCCAGAAGGUGUUGAAGGAACCGGCCUCGAAUCUGUUUGAGAUCGCUCUAAGUUAGAUCGUUCUCAAAGUGGACAAAGUGUGACGACCCCUUUAUUUGCUUUGUUCUGCAUAGAAUUUACUUGGAAUAUUAGCGUUGUUAAAUUACGUCACACUGCAGACAUGCAAUGCCUGGACCACAGGCACCACUCGGUAAUCUACUAAUGUUCAUCAUUAUCAUCAACGAUUGGUUUUUGUGAUCGGCUCAAAUACGAUAACAAUUAGUGCACAAUUAACUCUGUAACGUACAUGCCACUCAAGCGUCAUCGACAAAUAUGUCCGUGAAAUUGAUAUUAAUGGCGCUCUCUUGAUUCAAUCGGUAAUUCGCUGCAGUCGUUCAUCACGACACUUGCAAAUUUUCAAAUUAUAGAUUCAUUUUUGUUCAUUCCUUUAUUUUAGAUAGUAGCAUAUUUAGAAUUGAAUAUGAAGCCACAACUUGUAAAGAUUAUUACUUGGUACCAGGCUAUCCAGAGUCUUUUAUCCCUGCUGGAAAAUCUGUGACUAUAUUUGGUCAACUUCGCAAUAAACGAUGGAGAUGUGUUGUAGAGAACGGCGAUCAUCUUAAUAAUAACACUGAAAAAUCUUCCAAAGAAUUUCCUAAUGUAUUACCUUGUGAAAAAGCGGACAUUGAAAAACCUUGUGAUAUGAUCCAAGGUGACAAACAGUAUGUUUGUUACUAUCCACUUAUUGGAAGUAUUCCAUCAAGUAUCAUAACUGAACUCAACGACGAACCAAAUGAUGAAACAACAUCUGAAGCUGAAGAGUCGAACAUGGAUACAGAGACAGAAGAUAAUAACGCAGACAAGGAGCAUACAAACUCAUCCUUGUGUAAAUGUGGCCGGCAUCUACCGCCAAGUCGAAAUUCAAGACUCCAAUCCUGCUCUUUCGGCCAAUAUUGUACUAUGCCUAGUCCUGUUAAAACAAUCACAGCCCGCGAACAUCUGGAAUAUGUAAAUUUUCAAAGAUUCCCAUCCGUGUCUUCUGUACCACUUCCCACUUUAUCAGAGUCCCCUACGGAGUCAACUAUUGCCGAGUUGAAUAUGGCUUUAGAAAGUCUUGCAAAGAUUACUCCACGUUCUCGACCUGUUCAGUCACGACGAUCAGACUGUAAUCGUAAUUCGUGGACAGUUCGUUUUUAG